ACCUUAAAUUAAGACCAAAAAGCACAUUUUUUUUUUCAUUCAUUUUUACGAUAUAGCCUUUUUGACUCUGUGGAUGUGAUAUCUAGUGUAAACCACUGCCUUGAGUAUCAUCUUUUUCCAGCUUCGCAUCUGCCUGUCAAAGAACGAGGCGGCCACUCGGCACUUGAUGACAUUUCUCAUGCAAUUGUUGCAGUAAUAUGCCCUCUAAAUUAUAAGUGGCAGGAAAAAAGGACUCUUCUUCACUCAACAUAAAGCUAAGGACCUGAUAGCCACUGCUGUGCACCAUGUUGUCUAGACUGAGGGCGUCACUGAUGCUGCGGCCAUGUGUGAACGCCUGCCGCUGGACACACACCAAAGAGAAGGGCAAGCCUCUCAUGUUGAACCCCCGCACCAACAAGGGCAUGGCCUUCUCACUGCAGGAGAGGCAGAUCCUGGGCCUCCAGGGUCUUCUGCCCCCCAAGAUAGAGUCCCAGGACAUCCAGGCCAUGCGCUUCCAGAGGAACCUGAAGAAGAUGACAGAGCCACUGGAGAAGUACAUUUACCUGAUGGGGAUCCAGGAGAGGAACGAGAAGCUCUUCUACCGCGUGCUGAUGGAGGACAUCGAGGAGCUGAUGCCAAUCGUUUACACUCCCACUGUGGGCCUGGCCUGUACACAGUACGGACACAUCUUCAGGAGACCCAAAGGCCUGUUCAUAUCCAUCUUGGAUCGAGGACACAUUCGCUCCAUAUUGGACAACUGGCCAGAGACCAAUGUGGCGGCGGUGGUGGUGACAGACGGAGAGCGUAUCCUGGGCCUGGGGGACCUGGGGGUGUUUGGGAUGGGCAUCCCCGUUGGGAAACUGUGUCUGUACACCGCCUGCGCUGGGAUCAGGCCCGAGAGGUGCCUUCCUGUGGUCAUCGAUGUGGGAACUGACAACGAGACACUUCUGAAGGACCCAUUCUACAUGGGUUUGUACCAGAAGCGGGAUCGCUCCCAGCUCUACGAUGACCUGAUCGAUGAGUUCAUGGAGGCUGUGGUGGAGAAGUACGGCCAGGACACCCUGAUCCAGUUUGAAGACUUUGGGAAUCACAAUGCAUUCCGCUUGAUGAGGAAAUACCGCGAGAAGUACUGCACCUUUAACGAUGACAUCCAAGGAACUGCAGCGGUUGCCCUGGCAGGGCUGUUAGCAGCUCAGAGGGCCAUUGGGAAACCCAUCACUGAACACAAGGUCCUGUUCUGCGGAGCAGGGGAGGCUGCCCUGGGUAUCGCCAACCUGAUUACCAUGUCGAUGGUGGAGAAGGGUUUGACCCAGGACGAAGCCAGGAAAAAGAUCUGGAUGUUUGACAAGGACGGCCUACUGGUCAAGGGCCGAGCGCAGGAGACAGACAGCAACCAGGAGGCUUUUGUGCAUGAAAGCCCCGGAGAUGUGCAGAGCUUCUUAGAUGCAGUCAACGUCAUCCAACCAACAGCCAUUAUCGGUGUGUCCGGGGCUGGACGCCUCUUUACCCACGACGUCCUCAAAAAGAUGGGCACCCUAAAUAAACGGCCAAUUAUAUUCGCCUUGAGCAACCCCACCAACAAGGCCGAGUGCACGGCUGAAGAUGCUUAUACCCUCACGGAUGGCCGAUGCCUGUUUGCCAGUGGAAGUCCAUUUGACACGGUGACUCUGGCUGACGGACGUGUGUUCACACCUGGACAAGGGAACAAUGCUUAUAUAUUCCCAGGUGUAGCCCUGGCUGUGAUCCUCAGUGGUGUGAGACACAUCAGUGACACGGUCUUCCUGGAGGCUGCCAAGACCCUGGCAGACCAGUUGACUGACGAGGAGCUGGCGGAGGGGAGGCUGUACCCGCCACUGUCCAACAUCCGAGAGGUCUCUAUCCAGAUGGCAGUCAAGGUGGUCCGGUUUGUGUACGCCAACAACAUGGCCUUCCGGUACCCAGAGCCCAAGGACAAGGACACCUUUGUCAGGUCAACUGUAUGGGACAUCAACUACGACUCCUUCCUCCCUGACAUCUAUGAGUGGAAAGGGAUGAAACCCGCACCUGAUCAGUAGAGAGUCUUGGGUGUGGAAGGGAAGGUGGGCGGGCGGCCAUUAAAGAGGGAAUGGUUAAACUGGGGUGAUGGGGAAAAUGAGGAGGAGGAGGGCAGGUGGGGAGGACAGUGAAAUGAGGUUAUUUGUUUAAUCCACGCCUAGGGCAGGGCUAUUGACAACUUUUAUGCUCGAGGGCCACAUCGGGAUUUCAAAAUUCAACAGAGGGCAGCACAGAUAUUUUUUGACCGAUUUUGUUUGUCAAAAUUAAUUGGAGGGCCAGAAGAAUUUAUAUCUAGUUUUAGUCGUUCAUGAGUGGCCUGGAGUUUUAUUUUUUUACCCCCCCAAAAAACAUUUUUUUUACUCAAACCUCCUACGGCCCAUAGUUUGCCCACCCCUGCACUAGAGUAACCAGAAUCUGCUCUGUCUCAAGGCUUUUACACUCCUAUUUAUUUCUCUGAAUUUGGCACCUACUCUUCAUUUGACUUGUUUUUGUUUUGAUAUCAGACAUUGCCAUUGAUCAGUUUCCACAUGAAAACCCUCCAGAAGUGGGGUUUGUGUUAGUCAGCAUGCUGCUAGCUAAACGGAAGGAUUCCAACAUAUAAUAUCACUCCAAGCUCUGGAGACCUUGCUUGAAUUACUUCAUGAAAGUUAUGCAAAAAUAUAAGUAAAAUAGUAUGUAACUCAGUGAUAGGUUAUAGGCUUUAAAAAACAAAACAAAUGUGCAAAUAUGCAUAUCCCCAUAAUAAUAAUAUAAUAAUAUACAGUGUAUGUAUAUUGUGUUGACAUUCAGUCAUUUAGGGUUGGGGUCAAUUCUAUUUUAAUUCUAGACAAUUCAGGAAGUGCACUGAAAUUCCAAUUCUCUUAAAUGCUUUUCAAUGAGGAACAUUUUGAAUUGGAAUUUGGUCUGCAAAUGCAGGGUUGGGGUCAAUUCAGAAAGUAAACGCUCUUAUCCAAAACGACUUGCACUGAACUUAUGCACUUGUUAGACAGUUGACAGAGCCUGGCUCUUUUGUAGAGAGUAAGUUCACAUGUGGGUGUCAAAUGUCCCCUAGCUCUGAUUAUAUUUAACUUGAAGAUGGACAGUGACAGUUGUGAACUAGAUCAAUAUGUUUUUGUCAAUAAUCCUGGGGUGUAUUCAUUAGUCGGAUUCCGUUGUAAAAAGUUUGGUCUAUUGCAAAACGUUUUGCAACGAAAAUUAGUUUCUAUUGGACAUGUGUUCCGUUUGGUUCCUAGAAUAAACAGUUUCCGUUGCAAAACAUUUCACAAAAGACCAAUGAAUAUACCCCAGAUCAUAUCGCCAUGAGUUUCUCCCAGACUAAAGACCAGGCAUAGGGAACCAGUCAUAUUCCAUUGACAUAUGCAUUUCAAGGGUUGGGGCUAAUUUACAGUAUAGAGAGAAGGAUGCUGCAAUAAGCACCAUAUCCAAAUAGACCAAUGUUAGGAUAAGCUCCAUUGUCAGAAAACAUAGAAAUAAGUUACAUUACUAUAAUGCUCUUCACAGUCAGUUUUGUAUUGGCAGCAUAUGGUUUACAAGCAUUAAAAACAAAUGUUUUACUGAUUUAUACGUUUUAGUCACAUUUUACACACAUAACUAUUCAUUCACUUUGUGAGUAAUUGGAAAUAAGCAAAAAGAUAAGCUGGAUAGAAAACCAGCGUAAGGCAGCUGAAGUUAAGAUACACAGGUCCUAGAUUUGUGAGACCGUUUAGCUAAGGAUGAUUGGCUGGCUUUUAUCCAUCUGCACUGGAGUGCAUGCUAAGGCGAAAUGAGUCCAUUUUAUACACAUCUCUCACUUCUCACCGCAGACGUAGCCCAAGAACAAUGGAUUGUAUAGGAACACAAUAGUUGAAGAAAAAUAUAUAUUCAAAUCGGCUUACGGUUUCUGUAUUCUUUUUCUGCAUAUCCCACGGGCUAAUUUAUAUAUCUUGUACUAUUUUACAGUCCUCUUGUUGUAGUUGAUCAAACUAGUUUGAUGAGAUGCCAUUCACAAAUGUACUAUCUUGUACCCUUGAAUUUAGAUCGGACCAUUAAAUGACAGUCAGUCUCAUUCAAUGAUUAUGUUGGCCCAUAAUUCUGUAACAUUGGUCUCCCAUUCAGAGAAUUGCUGUGCUGUAUCGUGCAAGUUCUAUCUGGUGAUUUGUCUUGUUGUUCCCUUUUCAUUGAUUUACUGUAAGUGGCCUGGUAAAAGUGUUCAAUCCCCCAUGGUCAUUCCUCUUCCAAUGUCUUUGAUGUGUGCAUACAUGUAUGUGUUUCUGGAGUUUAUUUUUGUUACGCAGUAUGGCCUUAGCGAACGAACGCACAAAGCGGAAAAAGCGCUCCUCCAGACCCCUAUGUGUGCUGUUAUAUGUGCAGAAUUAAAAUUAGUUUUACACUUGC
Molecule: messenger RNA, 4386 nt
Organism: Coregonus clupeaformis (lake whitefish)
Lineage: Eukaryota; Metazoa; Chordata; Actinopteri; Salmoniformes; Salmonidae
Gene: me2
Product: malic enzyme 2, NAD(+)-dependent, mitochondrial
Exons: 15
Coding region: 285-2033 (582 amino acids)
Biological process (GO): malate metabolic process; pyruvate metabolic process
Cellular component (GO): mitochondrion
Molecular function (GO): malate dehydrogenase (decarboxylating) (NAD+) activity; malate dehydrogenase (decarboxylating) (NADP+) activity; NAD binding
Source: RefSeq, a predicted model, not a curated record